AUGGCGCGCGGGGAAGCGUGGGGCGGGGCGACGACGCUCAAGCAGGCAGCCACCAUUAACUCUCUGCCUCCCGAAUGGCUGCCUUUCGUCGAACACGACGCCCAUUGGCCAGCCGCCUUGCGCCAAAACGCGUCCGCCAUCGAGCUGCAGUUCAAGUCCUCGCGCGCGCAGGUCCCGCAGGUGACCGCCGCGAAGAAUCGCGAUGGUGGUAACCAUCGCGACGACGCGUCAGUUGACGUUUUUUCGCAGUCGUCAGGGCUGUCGGAAGACGAGAUCGCGAUCGCGGCGCACAUGGCGAGGAUGGUUCAAACAGACGUCUCUUCCGCUCGCAACCACGCUCACGCCUCUGCUUCUCAAUCCGGACCGUUCUUCCAUUUCCUCGACUGCCCCUCCCGGAACGGAUCUCAGCCGUCCGUUGGAGCACCGUCGCCCCCGCGGCUGGAGUCGAUCGACUCCUUUAAGAGCCUCGCGGACCUGGCGGUGCGCUCCGCGUUCUCCCCGUACGGCUCCGCCUCCCCCGCGAGCUCGGAGCACGCGGGUGCUGCGGUCGCGCUGUCGCGAUCGUCCUCCGAAAUGGACGGCUGCGAUUUAAGCUUGUCGCUGGGCAGUCCGUCCGUCCUUGGCGCAGCGGCGGAGGCGGAGAGGGCAUGGGCGAGCACUGCGGAGGUGUGGGGCGCGGAGGUAUCGAUGGAGCAGUCGGGGGAGAGCGGGCAGGGGGGGUACAUGGGGGUCGGUGGAAUGCUGCAAGCCAACAGCGGCUGCGCCAACGGCUGGUUGCUCCGCAUGCCUGCUGGAAUGGGGCGUGCGGGCCAGGGAGCAUUCACAUUCCAAAUGGCCUCCAUGCGAAUAGUCCCUCCUUCAUUGCGUGCACCGAGACAACCACUCAUUAUGCCGCUGCUGCACCCAAUGCCACCAGGCUUGCCCUUCAUCCCAGCGCAGCACCCACACCCAGGGGGUCUGUCUGUCUGCCCCAUCCAAUCCCACAAACAUCCCUUCUCCCUCCUCUUCUAG
This is a messenger RNA of Closterium sp. Naga37s-1, 1011 nucleotides long. The record is from the annotation of a GenBank genome assembly. NCBI's taxonomy places the organism in Eukaryota, Viridiplantae, Streptophyta, Zygnematophyceae, Desmidiales, Closteriaceae.